AUAAUCUCCGCUCCCAGACUACUCCGUUCCUCCGGAUUUCGAUCCCCCUUUUUCUAUCUGUCAAUCAGCGCCGCCUUUGAACUGAAAAGCUCUCAGUCUAACUUCAACUCUCUCAAAUCCGAGCGGCACGAGCUCCUCCUGUAUCUUCGGCUUCCCCCCCCCUUUGCUCUUUAUAUCUGACUUCUUGUUGUUGUUGGUGUUUUUUUUUUUUACCCCCCUUUUUUUUAUUUAUUAUUUUUUUGCACAUUGAUCGGAUCCUUGGGAACGAGAGAAAAAAGAGACCCAAACUCACGCGUGCAGAAGAUCUCCCCCCCUUCCCCUCCCCUCCUCCCUCUUUUCCCCUCCCCAGGAGAAAAAGACCCCAAAGCAGGAAAAAAAAAAAGUUCACCUUGGACUCGUCCUUUUCUUGCAAUAUUUUUUUGGGGGGGGAGGGAAAGCGAAAACUUUUUUUUUUUUGAGGGGGUGAUUUUUUUUUUUUUUUGGCUUUUCUUCCUCGUUUCAUUUUUCUUCCAAAAUUGCUGCUGGUGGGUGAAAAAAAAUGCCGCAGCUGAACGGCGGUGGAGGAGACGACCUAGGCGCUAACGACGAACUGAUUUCCUUCAAAGACGAGGGCGAGCAGGAGGAGAAGAGCUCGGAAAACUCGUCGGCAGAGAGGGAUUUAGCGGAUGUCAAGUCGUCUUUAGUCAAUGAAUCAGAAACGAAUCAGAACAGCUCCUCCGAUUCCGAGGCGGAAAGACGGCCUCCGCCACGCUCCGAAAGUUUCCGAGAUAAAUCCCGGGAAAGUUUGGAAGAAGCGGCCAAGAGGCAAGAUGGAGGGCUCUUUAAGGGGCCACCGUAUCCCGGCUACCCCUUCAUCAUGAUCCCCGACCUGACGAGCCCCUACCUCCCCAACGGAUCGCUCUCGCCCACCGCCCGAACCUACCUGCAGAUGAAAUGGCCAUUGCUUGAUGUCCAGGCAGGGGGCCUGCAGAGCAGACAGGCCCUCAAGGACGCCCGCUCGCCGUCUCCUGCUCACAUCGUUUCGAACAAAGUGCCGGUGGUGCAGCACCCUCACCACGUCCACCCCCUCACGCCUCUUAUCACCUACAGCAAUGAGCACUUCACGCCCGGAAACCCACCUCCACACUUACCAGCCGAUGUUGACCCCAAAACAGGAAUCCCCCGGCCUCCACACCCUCCGGAUAUAUCUCCGUAUUACCCGCUCUCACCCGGCACUGUAGGACAGAUCCCCCAUCCGCUCGGAUGGUUAGUACCACAGCAAGGUCAACCCGUGUACCCCAUCACGACAGGAGGGUUCAGACACCCCUACCCCACAGCUCUGACCGUCAAUGCUUCCAUGUCCAGGUUCCCUCCCCACAUGGUCCCACCACAUCACACUCUACACACCACUGGCAUUCCCCACCCAGCCAUAGUCACACCAACAGUCAAACAGGAAUCCUCCCAGAGUGACGUCGGCUCACUCCACAGCUCAAAGCAUCAGGACUCCAAAAAGGAAGAAGAGAAGAAGAAGCCCCACAUAAAGAAGCCUCUUAACGCAUUCAUGUUGUACAUGAAGGAGAUGAGAGCCAAGGUCGUUGCCGAGUGCACAUUGAAAGAAAGCGCGGCCAUCAACCAGAUCCUGGGGCGGAGGUGGCACGCUCUGUCCAGAGAAGAACAAGCGAAAUACUACGAGCUGGCCCGGAAGGAGCGACAGCUUCACAUGCAGCUCUACCCAGGCUGGUCCGCACGGGAUAACUAUGGGAAGAAGAAGAAGAGGAAAAGGGACAAACAGCCGGGAGAGACGAAUGAACACAGCGAAUGUUUCCUAAAUCCUUGCCUUUCACUUCCUCCGAUUACAGACCUGAGCGCUCCUAAGAAAUGCCGAGCGCGCUUUGGCCUUGAUCAACAGAAUAACUGGUGCGGCCCUUGCAGGAGAAAAAAAAAGUGCGUUCGCUACAUACAAGGUGAAGGCAGCUGCCUCAGCCCCCCCUCUUCAGAUGGAAGCCUACUAGACUCGCCACCCCCAUCCCCGCACCUGCUAGGCUCCCCUCCCCGAGACGCCAAGUCACAGACUGAACAGACUCAGCCGCUCUCGCUGUCCCUGAAGCCUGACCCCCUGGCCCACCUGGCGAUGAUGCCUCCGCCGCCCGCGCUCCUGCUGGCCGAGGCCGCCCAUGGCAAGGCCUCCGCCCUCUGUCCCAACGGGGCUCUGGACCUGCCACCUGCCGCCCUGCAGCCGCCCAUUGUCCCCUCGUCAUCGCUCGCACAGCCGUCAACAUCUUCCUUACAUUCCCACAGCUCGUUGGCCGGGACCCAGCCCCAGCCUCUCUCCCUUGUCACCAAGUCGUUAGAGUAACUUUGAGCUUCUUUGUCGCGUGCUUCCAAUGGUUUUGCUUCCCCUCCCCCCUACUCGACAGGUUUCGUUUUGUACUUUUGAUUUUGUGCCACGUGGCUACAUGAGUUGAUGUUUAUCGAGUUCAUUGGUCAAUAUUUGACCCAUUCUUAUUUCAAUUUCUCCUUUUAAAUAUGUAGAUGAGAGAAGAACCUCAUAAUUCUACCAAAAUUUUUAUCAACAGCUGUUGAAAGUCUUUGUAGCGUUUAAAAUAUAUAUAUAUAAAUAUAUAUAUACAUAACUGUUAUGUAGUUUGGGUAGCUUAGUUUUAAAAGACUGAUUGAAAAAAAUGAAAAGGAAAAAAAAAAGAGGAAGCGAUUGAAGCAGCCCUCCAGAAGGAGUUGGUUCUGUAUUAUUUGUAGUAAAUAUGAGCUUGCGAACCAAUCAUUUUACAUCUGGUUUUUACACCACAAGCGCACGACUGCAGUGCCAUUACCUUAUUUUGUUUUUCCUUCCCGCCCCCCAUGUGAAACAACUUUUAUUGUGAUGUUCCUUGUUAUUGUUUAAAUGUACAGAAACAAAAGGCUAAAAUGUGUUCAUGUACCUUGCUCCAGGUGUCAUUCUUUUGGGGGUGGGGAGAGGCCACUCAACAGUGAAUGAGUCACCAACGCUGUCGGACCAGUAGUAUUUAUUGCUUUAGAAAUUGCUUGUUGUACCUGUAUGUCGUCCCUUUUUAAAUAUGUUUUCCUUUUUCUUGAAACUGUAUAAAGUCCCCCCUCCCCUUAGCAUAAGCAUCUUAUAUAUAACACUUCAUUUGUACAAGGUUUUUAAGUUUAUAUAUAAAAUGUGUAUAUAUAUUUUUUUCGUUUCUCUUUUGGAGCUUUUGGUUUUUUGUUUGGGGGUUUGUUUGUGUGUGGUUUGUUUUUGUUUUGGUUUUGAUUUUGGUUUCCUGUUUUGCUGUAUGACACCCCGAUGCCGCCAGUGGACAUCAAUAGCUGCAUUAAAGGAUCAGUAGCAUUAACGAGAGUUGCUUUCCACAAGCCAUUCUGUCAAACAAGACUUGAAAAAUGUAGCGGAGGGAAUUUUAGCGACGCUGUCUGAGCAACUGUGGGAACUGCCCCAUGUCCCCCCUCAAACUGCCAGUCAGAUGUCCUGGGCCCUUAGGACGUGGACUGACUGUGUGCAAAACUUCAUGUGCCAAAAUUCUCAGUGACUUUAGCUUUCUCCCUCUUUUUGAUGCUGUAAUUUUCGUUCAUCAUGUUUUUGCUGUGACGUUACAUAGGUAGAUUUGUAUGUAGUUUUAAUGUCACCUAUAACAAAAAUGUGUUUGGUAGCAGAUUGUCCAGAAAGCAUUUUAAAUGAAGAGGUGUAAACCCUUAAGGGCCAAAAUGCUGUAUAUUAGAUUACUCUUAAAGGAAAAAUCAGCUGCCACUUCUAUGUACGCAUAUUACAUACAAGUAGGUAGCGAACUUUAAAAAUAAAAAAAAAAAACCUAGGCAUGUUGAUGUUGCAAAAUGCUGUAUAAAGCCGAGACCUGUUCCUUCCGUGCCAUUGUAGUUGACAUGAAGCGAUUGUAAAACUGUCUCCGAUUUUCUCUGGUUUAUUAAAAAUGCUAACUAUAACAUUUUUUGUGAAUACUUUGAAUGUUUCCUAACAGUUGUGAUGUUACUGUUCCGUUUUAUGCUCUUAUUCCAAGUUCAUUUUUAAUGGUUUGGAAGCCAUUUUUGUAAUGAAUAAAUGUUCAUGCUGUACAGUAUCUGUAGCAUGCCGUUCUGGAUUAAUAAAAGCAACUUAGUGCGUGCAGA
Ochotona curzoniae (black-lipped pika) is the source of this 4116-nucleotide messenger RNA. It is a transcript of the gene TCF7L2, whose product is annotated as transcription factor 7 like 2. Gene Ontology annotation, molecular function: RNA polymerase II cis-regulatory region sequence-specific DNA binding; DNA-binding transcription factor activity, RNA polymerase II-specific. Lineage: Eukaryota; Metazoa; Chordata; Mammalia; Lagomorpha; Ochotonidae. The record is from RefSeq and is a predicted model, not a curated record. Gene Ontology annotation, cellular component: beta-catenin-TCF complex; catenin-TCF7L2 complex. Bases 539 to 2335 code for a protein of 598 amino acids. Gene Ontology annotation, biological process: regulation of transcription by RNA polymerase II; canonical Wnt signaling pathway. The transcript has 14 exons.